AACCUGUAACGACACGAGGCGUUUCGUUUUGCGUGCAGUCCGUUUGUUACCCGAGAAAAUCUUUGGGAAAGAGAGAUUGAGAGAAGAGUGUGAGGGAAAUGGCAGCAGAGGAGGGACAAGUGAUCGGUGUGCACACCGUCGAGGCCUGGAACGAGCAGCUCCAGAAGGGCAAUGACUCCAAGAAACUGAUAGUUGUCGACUUCACCGCCUCCUGGUGUGGACCGUGCCGUUUCAUUGCACCCUUCCUGGCAGAGCUCGCUAAGAAAUUGCCAAAUGUCACAUUUCUCAAGGUGGAUGUUGAUGAACUCAAGUCGGUUGCUCAAGAUUGGGCUGUGGAGGCAAUGCCAACAUUCAUGUUCCUGAAAGAAGGGAAGAUUGUGGACAAGGUGGUUGGAGCAAAGAAAGAUGGACUGCAGCAGACCAUAGCAAAGCACUUGGCUACUGCUUAAUUAAUCCCAUGUAGUUAUUGUCUGAAGAGGGUUGGUUUAUUAGGCCUUACAAUAAGCUCUAGCUAGCUGCUUAAUCUGAAUCUCGUUUCUUCCUUCGAUCUACUUGUAUUCCAUAACAUAUAUCAUGGUUUCUCUGACGACUGGCUCUUCUUUCAUGAAGAAUGGCUACACUGGUAUGUGUUUAAAUAUGGUAUUUAGAGUGUGUUUCUUAUGAUGUUAGGCGAUGCCAUGAAUGCAGUUCUUACCAGGCAUGUACAUAUAUAAAAUGCAGUUUGUGCAA
Molecule: messenger RNA, 729 nt
Organism: Alnus glutinosa
Lineage: Eukaryota; Viridiplantae; Streptophyta; Magnoliopsida; Fagales; Betulaceae
Product: thioredoxin H-type
Exons: 3
Coding region: 99-449 (116 amino acids)
Source: RefSeq, a predicted model, not a curated record